Messenger RNA from Vicia faba (fava bean), 501 nucleotides. NCBI's taxonomy places the organism in Eukaryota, Viridiplantae, Streptophyta, Magnoliopsida, Fabales, Fabaceae. The record is from the annotation of a GenBank genome assembly.
AUGGGCAUUGAAGUAAGAGAGCAUGUGUUGAAAGGAGAGCAGCUUGAAGUUGUAUUUUCCAAAAUUAACAUGGUAGAUUUACCGUUGGGAGCUACAAAACGUCGAGUUUUUGGGACGAUUGAUAUUGAAAAAGCACUGACCGAGGGUGUGAAGUUGUUUGAGCCUGGUUUACUGGCGAAAGCUAAUAGGGGGAUUCUAUAUGUAGACGAAGUUAAUCUCUUGGAUGAUCACUUAGUUGACGUCUUAUUGGAUUCUGCUGCAUCGGGUUGGAAUACAAUGGAGAGAGAAGACAUUUCAAUCGCACAUCCUGCCCGGUUCAUCUUAAUUGGUUCAGGAAAUCCUGAAGAAGGGGAACUCAGGCCACAACUGUUGGAUAUGUUUGGAAUGCAUGCUCAAGUGGGGACUGUGAGGGAGGCUGAGCUAAGGGUGAAGAUUGUGGAGGAGAGAGCUCGUUUUGACAAAAAUCCGAUUGAGUUUCGAGAUUCUUACAAAGCUGAGUAG